This is a messenger RNA of Cryptomeria japonica (Japanese cedar), 3763 nucleotides long. RefSeq names its product protein FLOWERING LOCUS D. Gene Ontology annotation, cellular component: nucleus. Bases 238 to 3582 code for a protein of 1114 amino acids. The transcript is spliced from 2 exons. The record is from RefSeq and is a predicted model, not a curated record. Gene Ontology annotation, molecular function: protein binding; oxidoreductase activity. Lineage: Eukaryota; Viridiplantae; Streptophyta; Pinopsida; Cupressales; Cupressaceae.
CUGCCCCAAAACGCUUUAUUGACACCACACUAAACCCUCGAUUAACUCCACCCCUAAAAGAAAAGCUGUGACAACACAGAAAAAAAUUAAGGAAAAAAAAUAAUUAGAAAAAUCCGAGCGGCGGAGCGGCGGCGCAAAUAAUCACCACCACCAAGUACUCCUCGUGAAGCAUGAGCUAGCAGGGAGGCAAAAUAAAGAAAUCGAAAACCCGCAUGAUUUUUUCAUUCCGGGGCAAAAAUGGCAGAAGCAGAAGAUGCAGCGCCGGCGGAAGCAGUGGCCGCAGACGGUGAUUCUUCGCUUCUCUCUAAUUCCUCCGAAGACAAGGACGGAAAUGUCAAGGAUUUGUGUUUGCAGAGGGAUUCGAACGCAGAGGAUUCUCACGUCGAGAUGAUUAGCAACAAAAAUGCGGAAGCCAAUGCCGAGGAUUUCUGUUUGCAGGGGGGUUCAAAUGGGGAGGCUUCUCAUGUUGAUUUGAUUAACAACAGUGCAGAGGCCAAUUUAAACCCUGUUUCUUCUUCCGUGUCUUCCCAGCCCGAAGGGGACUCGAACCCGGAACCUCCGCAGCCCCUCAAUAUUGAAGCUAAUUUGAACCCCGUAUCUUCCUUGCUAAUUUCCCCUCCUUUUGAGGGGGAUGGUAGUGAUACACUUACUUGCUCUCCUCGGGCUGGGGAUGACAAUUGCCCUCCCCAGCAGGAUGACAAUUGCAACCCUGUUUGUUCCUCCUCGCUGAUUCCCCCUUCCGAAGAGGACAAUCACAAUCCCCCGUCCUCCUCGCUCAUUACCCCUUCUGAAGAGGACAAUCACGGUCCCCCUUCCUCCUCACUAUUUACCCCUUCCGAAGAGGACAAUCACAAUCUCCUUUCCUCCUCGCUGAUUCCCCCUUCCGAAGAGGACAAUCACAACCCCCUUUCCUCCUCCCUGCUGAUUCCUCCUUCUGAAGAGGACAAUCACAACCCCCUUUCCUCCUCCCCGCUGAUUCCUCCUUCCGAAGAGGACAAUCAUAACUCCCUUUCCCCUUCGCUGCUUCCCCCUUCUGAAGAGCACAAUCAUAACACCAUGUCACCUGCGCUGCUUCCUCCUCCGGAGCGUGUUUCGAACGGGGGAGCGCCCAAGCCUGAGGAUGCUGGAUGUACAGCCACAGCUGCACCACAGAAGAGGAAGAGAAAGCGGAAGCGCAAGGAAGCGGAGGCGGCUGCAGCGGCGGCGGCGCAGCAUAUGUUGUCAAGCGGAAGUAGCAGCAGCAUUCGCUGCGCGCUCAGGCAGGGCGCCCGGAGUGGGUCCGGGACAUAUGACGAGACACUCGUUGAUGAGCUCCUCCAGAAGCAGCUCGGCGAUAGUAGCAAGAAGAAGAGGAUAUUUGAUAUGGCCAAGGAGGUUGACACCGAGGCCAUGAUUGCUUACUCCGUUGGAUUCCCGCCGGAUGCCCUUACGGAGGAGGAAAUCGAGGCUGGUGUGGUUAGCUCUGUGGGAGGGGAUGAGCAGGCCAAUUAUAUCAUUGUUCGCAAUCACAUUGUUUCUCUGUGGCGUGAGAAGGUGACCGUCUGGCUCGAUCCCUCUCACGCCAUGGAAUCCAUAAGGUCCCAGCAUAAGGGCCUUGUGAAUUCUGCUUAUAGCUUCUUGCUCAGCCAUGGGUAUAUCAAUUUUGGAGUUGCUCCAGCAAUUAAAGAUGCCCCGCUUACUGCGUUUGCAUCUGCACCAGGUGGGGGUGCAAAUGUGGUUAUUAUAGGCGCAGGGCUUGCAGGUCUCGCUGCUGCUCAGCAUCUGUUGGCACGGGGCUUUAAAGUUAUAAUCCUUGAAGCUCGCAGGCGACCUGGUGGUCGAGUUUUCAGCAAGAAAAUGGCAGCCCAAGUCCCCGGUGAUAUGGUACAGGCUACAGCAGACCUGGGAGGAAGCGUCAUUACAGGCAUUCAUGGAAAUCCUCUGGGGGUUUUGGCCAGACAAUUGGGCUUUCCCCUGCACAAGGUUCGUGACAAGUGUCCGCUUUAUCAGCCAGAUGGGCGCCCGGUGGAUGCAUAUGUGGAUGCCAAGGUGGAGGAAGCCUUCAAUCGCCUUCUUGACCAGGCAUGCCAGCUUAGGCAGGACAUGGAUGAGGUUACUGUGGAUGUAUCUUUGGGCACUGCUCUGGAGACCUUCAGGCAUUUUUAUGGGGUUGCUGAAAAGGCAGAGGAAAGGAAGUUGCUUGACUGGCACCUUGCCAACCUGGAAUAUGCCAAUGCAGCAUUGCUUUCCAAGCUGUCGUUAGCCUUUUGGGAUCAAGAUGAUCCCUACGAGAUGGGUGGUGAUCACUGUUUUCUACCAGGCGGCAAUGGGCGUUUUAUACAGGCACUGGCAGAUGGGUUACCUAUCAUCUAUGACAAGAGUGUGCAAGCUAUCAGAUAUGGUUCCGAUGGCGUUCAGGUGUUGGCUGGGGGACAGGUUUUUCAAGGUGACAUGGUCCUCUGUACUGCACCUCUGGGGGUCUUGAAGGCCGGGGUGAUUAAGUUUGUGCCGGAGUUGCCGCAGAGAAAGAUUGAGGCGAUAGAGAGGCUGGGAUUUGGGCUGCUGAACAAGGUGGCCAUGUUGUUUCCUACUGUGUUUUGGGGUACCGACAUUGAUACUUUUGGGCAUUUAUGUGAUGAGAGUAGCAGAAGAGGGGAGUAUUUUCUGUUUUAUAGUUAUGCUUCCGUGUCAGGGGGACCUCUUCUGAUUGCACUUGUAGCAGGGGAAGCUGCUAUCGAUUUUGAGAGCACUCCUCCCAUUGAUGCUGUUGAGAGGAUCCUUCAAAUUCUGAGGGGUAUUUAUGGGCCAAGAGGUGUGCAAGUCCCUGAUCCUCUCCAAACAGUGUUCACGAGAUGGGGUAGUGAUCCCUUCAGUCUUGGUUCCUAUUCACAUGUUGCAGUCGGGGCAUCUGGUGAUGACUAUGAUAUAUUAGCAGAGAGCGUGGGAGAUGGUAGGGUUUUUUUUGCAGGAGAGGCCACCAAUAGGCGUUACCCUGCAACAAUGCAUGGUGCAUUCUUGAGUGGCUUGAGGGAGGCAGCAAACAUUUCUAGAGUUGCUAGCAGCAGGUCAUUGCAGCAUAAGGUAGAUAGGUGUCUGGUUAAAGAUAACGGCAAUUCAGAUGGGGCUCUCCUUGCCGAUUUGUUUAAGGAGCCUGAUUUAACAUUUGGUGGAUUUUCUGUUCUCUUUGAUCCACAGUCAUCUGACCUCAAUUCUAGGUCACUGUUGCGAGUUUUAGUUGGGGGAAAUAGGAGGAAAGGAGAAGAAAAAGAUGUUCAAUCAGAACAAGAACGACAACAACAACAAUCUAAGUUGAUGGUUGGACAGGUUCAGACGCUAUCAAAGCAAGCACAACCACAACAGCUUCAAUUAUACAGUUUGUUAACAAGACAGCAGGCACUUGAGCUGCAUGUAGUCAGGGGAGGAGACGAAGACAGGUUGAGGUAUUUGUGUGAGAAAUUAGGAGCAAGGCUAGUAGGCAGAAAAGGGUUGGGUGGCUUGGGAGAUGCCCUUAUUUUUUCUCUCAAGUGUGCAAGAUCUUCUCAAAACAAUGUUUGCACUACUCCUGUCCCAUUAAAUUUUGGUAACCAAGGUACCCAAGCAUGAAUUUUUUUUCAUCCAAUCUGCAGGGACUUAAGAACCUGCAGAAAUGUUUCUCUCAUUGAGCAUGACAAUUUUGAUUAUGUUGACUUUUACAAUUUCAAAUUUGUAUAUAAAAACUCAAUUCUUUUGGCCCUUCAUGUGCUUAUUCAUAGAAAGGGGGAAGGGGAAUUCCCAUCUUGUGUUA